This is a messenger RNA of Owenia fusiformis, 632 nucleotides long. The record is from the annotation of a GenBank genome assembly. NCBI's taxonomy places the organism in Eukaryota, Metazoa, Annelida, Polychaeta, Sabellida, Oweniidae.
CAUAAAAAUAAGAAGACGCAUUCAAGGACCAUGCCUGUGACGUUAGAAAAAGGCGUAUUCUUCACCAGAUACAUCCGUAAAAAAUGUACAGCUCCUGGACCACCACGUGGGCUACCGAUUCUUGGUAACCUCAUCCAGGUGUUUGACAAACAAGUGUUCCUAAAACUAUGCGAUUGGCAAAAGGAGUUUGGAGAUGUCUACAAAUUGAAUCUGUUUACCGAAGAAGUUGUUGUGGUGAAUGGAGAUGCCAUUUAUGAUGUCUUGGUUACGAGCGGGGAUGAUUAUGGUGGGCGAGUCCAGGGAGCACGCACUAAAAUCUACUCCAACGGAUUUAAAGCUAUUGCUGCUAGGCAACCUGAUAAAGAAUGGAAGGCCAUGCGGAAGAUUACUCAAAAAUGUUUGAAGCAGUACGGAGAAGGCGUGGCCAACAUCGAGCGUAUCAGUAUGGAAGAGAUUCGUGAAUGCCUUGAUAAGUUCGAUAGAACAGAAGCAUUCGAUCCAUAUGACGCCAUUAACGAUAUGGUUAUUGGAAUCAUUAUAAUAGUUUCAAUGGGUGUGAAACUGAGCGCCGAUGAUUCGUUACAUCAGAAGAUCAAACGUGUUGAAAAAUUGACCCCUUUUGCAUUUGGGGU